Sardina pilchardus (European sardine) is the source of this 1806-nucleotide messenger RNA. It is a transcript of the gene dpp7, whose product is annotated as dipeptidyl-peptidase 7. The coding region runs from base 237 to 1694 and encodes 485 amino acids. Gene Ontology annotation, molecular function: dipeptidyl-peptidase activity; serine-type exopeptidase activity. Lineage: Eukaryota; Metazoa; Chordata; Actinopteri; Clupeiformes; Clupeidae. Gene Ontology annotation, biological process: proteolysis. Gene Ontology annotation, cellular component: vesicle. The transcript has 13 exons. The record is from RefSeq and is a predicted model, not a curated record.
UUACCAAAAUAAUAAGUCACUGAAGAUAUAGUAAUUUCGGCUAUAUCUCCUUUUGUUUGUGGGGGGCAAACUACCGCUUCUCACAAAUUGAAGUGCUGGCAUUGUACAAUGAUUCAUCUUCACCCUUUCAAGAAGACACGAUAAGUGAAUCAUGUGACAACAUUCACAUGACAUGACAGAAGUACAGAAGUGAACGUCGCUUCUUCUGGUUCCCUUUGCAGGCUCAGUCUGCCAAGAUGGUACUGAAGUGGGUUGUUGCGACUUUGUUAUUUCUGUGUGAGGCUCAGGGGUUCCCUAAGGUGGUGGAGUUCACUGAUCCCAAACCUGAGUUUAAAGAGAAAUACUUUUCUCAAAUUUUGGACCAUUUCAAUUAUAAUUCUGUUGGAAAUGGCACUUAUCUUCAGAGAUACCUCAUCACAGAUCAGUACUGGAAGAAAGGUGGACCCAUAUUUUUCUACACUGGCAAUGAAGGAAACAUCUGGGCAUUUGCCUUAAAUUCUGGCUUUAUAAUAGAGUUGGCUGAGAAGGAAGGAGCAUUGGUGAUAUUUGCUGAACAUAGGUACUAUGGUAAAUCACUUCCCUUUGGCAAUGACUCCUUCCACAUCCCUGAGGUGGGACUUCUGACGGUAGAGCAGGCCCUGGCAGACUUUGCAGUGAUGAUCACUCAGCUUAAGAAAGAGCUGAAUGCCCAGGAAUGUCCCGUCAUUGUUUUUGGUGGGAGUUAUGGUGGAAUGCUGAGCGUGUACAUGAGGCUGAGGUACCCGAACAUUGUGGACGGAGCCCUGGCAGCCAGCGCCCCCAUUCUGUCCACAGCGGGCAUGGGCAACCCAGCGCAGUUCUUCCGGGAUGUCACUGCAGAUUUUGAGAAUUACAAACCAGCCUGCCGGGAGGCAGUGCAAGGAGCCUUCCAGAAGCUGCAGGCCUUGGCCCAGCACGAAGACUACGCCCGGAUCCAGUCUGAGUUCAGCUUGUGCAAGACUCCAUCGUCUGCAGCGGACAUCUAUCAACUGAACGGCCUCCUCCGCAACGCAUUCACCCUCAUGGCCAUGCUUGACUACCCCUACAAGACUUCCUUCAUGAGCAGCAUGCCACCAUUUCCUGUCAAGGUGGCCUGUGACACCAUGUUGAAAGGGGAUGACUUGAUGACUGCACUUAGAGAAACUGUUGGUAUCGUGUACAACUCUACUGGAACUCUGCCCUGCCUUGAUAUCUACAAUCUCUAUAUCCAAUGUGCUGAUCCCACGGGCUGUGGUCUUGGUUUUGACAGUUUGGCUUGGGACUAUCAAGCCUGCACCGAGAUUGAGAUGUGCUUUGAGAGUAACGGUGUGUCCGACAUGUUCCCUCCCAUGCCCUUCACCCAAAAGCAGAGAGAGCAGUACUGUGCCAAGAAGUGGGCUGUGGUGCCACGCCCUGGCUGGUUGAAGACUCAGUUCUGGGGUGAUGCCUUGUCAACUGCCAGCAAUAUCAUCUUUUCCAAUGGGGAUCUGGAUCCUUGGGCAAAUGGAGGGGUUAGAAAAUCGUUGAGCUCAUCCCUGAUUGCAAUCAACAUACCUGAAGGAGCUCAUCAUCUGGACUUGCGAGGAUCCAAUCCAGCGGACCCUGACUGUGUGAUCCAAGCCCGUAAAAAGGAAUCUGAGAUCAUCUCCCAGUGGGUAAAAAUGGAGAGGAAAAAAUACCGGGGCCUUAAAUUGUAAUGGAAGAGUAACGUGGAUUUCAGAGGUUGUGAAUGAAGUGCUUGUCCUUAAGCUUUGAUUGAUUCUUUUUUGUGAAUGUUUUUUCUUCCUAAUAAAACAUAUUUUUAAUUUA